CCCAACGUCAGAUGCAAAUAUGGCGACUCGCUGGAAGGCCGCAGUGUUGAUGUUGUGUGCACUCUGUUGUGAAACGCUGCAUGGAGUUGCAGCGGUUCGCAGGGAUGGAACGAUUCUAACCAAACUUUCUAUCCUAGAAGAAGAAAUCACUGAGAUACGAAACCGCAUUUAUCGAUCUGACCUAAAACGGAAGACGGAUUUACAGAUAUUCCGCAAUGAUUUAAUCGCCCACCUUGAAAGAGCUGUCCCGGAUGUGAUGUCAAGGGUUAUUGAAGACAUGGCAAAAGCCGGUACAAUUCAAGGACUCAUUGAAGGGACCGUCCACACAAAGGUAAAGUCUGUGCAACAACAACUACAACAACUGAAGACGCUGACUGUGAAUUCCAUCAAAACUAAACCACCUGUACCUACGAAAGUAAAGACGUUGGAUUCCAACAAAGAUUCUCGGACGUUCAGGAAAGCGUUUCAAACGAUACGAUAAGAUUAUCAAACAGCUUAAAGCUGAUAAAGAUAAUCAGAAAGUGAUGAUAAACGAACUGCAGUCGACUCUCACGGAACAAAGGAUGUUGCUGGAGAUGCUGAGAAUGGAUGUGGAAACGUUGACCACAGCGAGCACGAAGAAGACGGGGUCUGAAACUGUGACGUCACACAACAGGCGUACCGCGGUUUCUCCCCAUACGAAAAAAGAAAGUGGGACAUCCCCAAUGGUCUUCAUGGGGAAGAAGGGAAGUACCGCAGUCCUGCCGUGUUCUUUUACCAGCCAAACUGAUUCAUAUAGAAUAUGGAGUCACAGAGCAAAUACUCUUUUCACCUGGCACCGCCACAAUGGAAAGACCGUUGCACGCACCGGAAACAGUCGCUUGUCCAUUGACAGGAGCUACAGCAGUGAAUGGAAUCUGGAGAUCCGGGACAUCAGACUGAGUGAUGGUGGGACGUACGACUGUCGCAACAGUGAUGGCGAUGGGGUUGCUGUUAGUCUUCUAGUACAAUAGGGGCGGUGGGGUAGCCUAGUGGUUAAAGCGUUGGCUCGUCACGCCAAAGACCCGGGUUCGAUUCCCCACAUGGGCACAAUGUGUGAAGCCCAUUUCUGGUGUCCCCCGCCGUGAUAUUGCUGGAAAAUUGCUAAAAGCGGCGUAAAACUAAACUCAGUCAGUCAGUCAGUCUAGUACAAUAAAUACUGAAUGGCUGAAAUAUAUCGACGGAACCUCUAUAAGGGAGAAGAAACUGCGAUUAUUCUCUUAUCGAAUUGUGACUCCUUACGAGCACAUCAUGCAAACUUCCUUCCUUUUUCUAUGAAACUUUAAAGUGUUGUGUUUCGUUCAUUUAUUGUGUUAGGGUAGGGUUCCACAUGAUUUGCGUUAAGUAUUUGAUUGUACAUAUAUUUUCGGGUCAGUAAAUUGUGAGUUAUUACCACAC
Molecule: messenger RNA, 1416 nt
Organism: Haliotis rubra (blacklip abalone)
Lineage: Eukaryota; Metazoa; Mollusca; Gastropoda; Lepetellida; Haliotidae
Exons: 3
Coding region: 525-992 (155 amino acids)
Source: RefSeq, a predicted model, not a curated record